CAUUGCGUUUUCGACAUUGUUGUUUCUCAAAUGUUUUUAUUCAAAAGGAAACGAAGAAAAGUGAUUUAUUUUUUAUAGAGUCCUUCAUAGCUGUCGAUUUUUCACCAUUUUUUUCCUUUUUUCUAGAUUUAGUUGAUUUUUCUAUAUUUGCGAAUAAAGUUUGCAGUGAUUUUGGGGAGAAAUGAACGUUGUGACGCCUUCAGUCGAAUUGAGUUCGUAUCGGGACCAACAUUUUAAAGGUUCUCGUGCAGAACAGGAUAGACUCUUGAGAAAUUCCACAACUUUAUAUGUGGGGAAUCUUUCAUUCUACACUACCGAGGAACAAAUUUACGAACUUUUCUCAAAAUGCGGUGACGUUAAGCGCAUUAUUAUGGGCCUCGAUAAAUACAAAAAGACACCCUGCGGAUUUUGCUUCAUCGAAUAUUACAUCAGAAGUGAUGCAGAAAACUGUAUGAGAUAUGUAAAUGGCACUCGUCUAGAUGACCGGAUUAUUCGAACGGAUUGGGAUGCUGGUUUUAUCGAAGGAAGACAAUACGGCCGAGGAAAAACUGGUGGACAAGUAAGGGACGAGUAUCGAUCAGAUUUUGACGGUGGUCGAGGCGGUUACGGAAAAAUCAUCCAGCAAAAAGUGACGCCCAUCUCUGAUAGUUUUGUCUGCUGAAGAUAAAAAAAGCAUCAAAAGCUGUGUUCAAACUAUUUAUCAAAGUUAGGUUAUAAAAGUUUCAUAAUAUUUUAUAUUCGCGCAUUUUUAAUUUAUGUGAUAAAGAAAUCAUGAAAUGAUUGACUGAGAUCAAAAAGUUUAUUGGAAUGAUAAUAAACAAUUGAUGUUGUUUAUGUUAACAA
Messenger RNA from Belonocnema kinseyi, 843 nucleotides. Its product is annotated as nuclear cap-binding protein subunit 2-like. The transcript has 3 exons. Gene Ontology annotation, biological process: mRNA cis splicing, via spliceosome. Lineage: Eukaryota; Metazoa; Arthropoda; Insecta; Hymenoptera; Cynipidae. Gene Ontology annotation, cellular component: nuclear cap binding complex. Gene Ontology annotation, molecular function: RNA cap binding. The record is from RefSeq and is a predicted model, not a curated record. The coding region runs from base 182 to 661 and encodes 159 amino acids.